AUGCGUGUGCAACAGGCGGUUCUGCUGCUGCUGCUGCUGCUGGCGGCCUCAGGCUGCAGUAUACGCGUCUUCACGUCUGGAGAUGUAAAGGCAGUGAACGGGACGGACGUGCGGCUGAAAUGCAGCUUCCAGAGUUCAGCCGCGGUCAAAGAGACGACACUCACUGUGUCCUGGAGCUUCAGACCGCUCACACACGGACACCAGGAGACGGUGUUCUACUACCACCAGAAGCCGUACCCGCCGCCGGAGGGCCGGUUCCGCAGCCGUGUGCAGUGGGUUGGAGAUGUGAGCCGCGGCGACGCCUCGCUGGUUCUGCGCAGAGUCCCGUUCUCCUACAAUGGAACCUUCAGCUGCCAGAUCAGGAACCCGCCGGACGUACAUGGGAACAUAGGAGAGGUGCGGCUGAGCGUGGUCACCACAGCCUCGCUCUCUGAGAUGCUGAUCCUCUGUUUGUCCAUCGGGGGCGCUGUCCUCCUCCUGCUGCUGUUGUCGGGGGCGACAGCGGUGUGUGUGCGCAGCGGCUGCAGACGCAGGAGUGCAGAACACACGCACUCGCACACUCUGGCUGCAGAACAACAACUGUGGAGACAAGAGAAGUGAAGAGGACCUAAAGGAGACCAGUCUAAUCCCACAGGACCAUGAGCUGACAGACUACACACACACACUAACACACACAUGCUUUUACACACAAACACACACUCACGCACACACUUAUAUGCAUACUCACAUUUAUACACACAAACACACACUUAUAUACAUGCUCAUAUUUAAACACACUAAUACACACAAACACUAAUACACUCACUCACAUAUAUGCUUAUAAAUACACUAACACACACACACACACACACACACACACACACACACACACACACAUUAAAA
Messenger RNA from Danio aesculapii, 882 nucleotides. RefSeq names its product myelin protein zero-like protein 2. The record is from RefSeq and is a predicted model, not a curated record. Bases 1 to 600 code for a protein of 199 amino acids. Lineage: Eukaryota; Metazoa; Chordata; Actinopteri; Cypriniformes; Danionidae. Gene Ontology annotation, biological process: cell-cell adhesion. The transcript has 4 exons. Gene Ontology annotation, cellular component: membrane.